AUGCCACCACGUGAAGAGUUCCCUAGUAAAGGAGUAGAGGGCGCGCCAAAUGUCUCAAGUGUUCGUAGUAGAGAUACAAACUUUUACUACAGAUUAUUAGAUGAAGUUGUGGAAGAAAUUGGAGAAAAAUACAUUGUUCAAAUAGUCACUGAUAACGAGGCAGCACUUAAGGCCUCCACAAGCACAAGAGCUUGGAAGCAAAUGAAUCCAGAUAAUUCUGAUAAUGAAAUGAAUGUUGAACGAUCACGUCAAUCUCAAGAAAGGAAUGUAUCUCAUUCAAGUUCAAGUCCAACACCAAGUCAGAGUGAUGAUGGUGGUGGUUUAAGUCCAGAUGAUGAUGGUGAUGGAGAUGGUGAUGGUGAUGGUGCGAAUUUUGGUGAUAAUAUGGAUGCAAAUCGACCUUACAGCCCACUUGAAGGAGAAUUUGGGCUUGCUGCUACUGGUGGACUUUUUAUUAAUAUGGCAGAAUACGGAGGAAAUCCAUUUGCUGAAUCUAGUGAGGGUCAAAGUGCACGUACAGCUCGAUCAAAAGGAAAAGCAAAGAAGCACCACUAUGAAAUUUCUAGAGGUUCUUCAUCUUCAGGUGAGAGAUCAAAUUCUAGUAACUUUGAGUAUAGUGAAUCAUCUGCUAGUACUCAAAGACAUUACUAUCCACCAGAACAACAUAAUUUUCAACCUCCUCAUGGUUAUCCACCUCCAUAUGGUUAUUAUCCACCUCAAAUGUAUCCUCCACCUUCUCAAAUAUAUCCUCCACCUCAAAUGUAUCAGUUACCACAAAUGUACCCUCCACCACAAAUGUAUCAUCCUCAAAUAUAUCCUCCACCUCGAAUGUAUCAAGAACAAAGGUCUCAGGGAUGGAGAUGGAGUCAACUUGGCUCUCAAAGUGAAGAUAGAGAAUCUGAUCCUCCUCGUCAUUCUACCAUGUGGUAAAUUUGAAAUAUGUAUCAAUAAUUGUAGUUGAUGGAAUUUGAAAUUAUUAUAUUUUU
Molecule: messenger RNA, 986 nt
Organism: Durio zibethinus
Lineage: Eukaryota; Viridiplantae; Streptophyta; Magnoliopsida; Malvales; Malvaceae
Source: RefSeq, a predicted model, not a curated record